Molecule: messenger RNA, 2867 nt
Organism: Macadamia integrifolia
Lineage: Eukaryota; Viridiplantae; Streptophyta; Magnoliopsida; Proteales; Proteaceae
Product: pentatricopeptide repeat-containing protein At4g02750-like
Exons: 1
Coding region: 240-2258 (672 amino acids)
Biological process (GO): RNA modification
Molecular function (GO): protein binding; RNA binding
Source: RefSeq, a predicted model, not a curated record
UUGCUCCCCUAUUUCUAGCAUAGGUGAUCUCCCUAUUGGUGUUUUUGGUGUGUAAACUUGUUGAACAAGGUCUAAUGUGGUAUGUGGGUUAAUGAUGUUGCGUGGCUGACAAAGAAAGCGAGAUGGAGAUUGGGUACCCAACAGAUGCCAAGCAUUUCUCUCAUAUCGAAUGGGGCAGCCAUCUGCGCUAACAAUGGUUUCCCAAACUGACCAUAAUGAUUAAGGGUUAGUCAUGGAGUAUGUUCUUCUUCUUCCGCUCUACUGUAAGUCUCAAGCAUGGCAGAACCUUAAUCUCCCCUCUUGUCAGAAAAAAUUCUCUGGCAAGACUAUCUUCGAUCCGGGAAGGCAACUGGGUUUCAUUAGAUACCAAACCUCUCAAUACCCAGAUAACACAUUACAUGAGAAACGGAUACGUAAAAGAAGCUCAAAAACUAUUCGACGAAAUGCCUCAUCGAAACACCGUCACAUGGAAUUCCAUGAUCCGUGGGUAUUUCAAGAAUGGUAACUUCCAUAAGGCACUUCUUUUGUUUGAUCAAAUGCCCAGUCGUGAUCUCUUCUCGUAUAACACCAUGAUCGCUGGAUUGAUGCAGUACGGUGACACUAAUGGUGCAGAGAAAGUUUUCGUACAGAUGACUGUUCGUGACGUUGUUACUUGGAAUUCCAUGAUAGCAGGUUAUAUCCGCAAUUCUUUGAUGGAUGACGCGCUUAUGUUGUUCAAUCAAAUGCCCUCACGGAAUGUGAUUUCCUGGAACUUGGUCAUGGCGGGUCUGGUGAACUUGCAGGCAAUUGCUCUAGCAGAGCAGUUGUUCAAAGAAAUGCCAACACGAGAUGUUGCAUCCUGGACUAUCAUGAUAUCUGGCCUUGCUAGUGCAGGGCGGAUGGUUGAGGCCCGCGAACUGUUCGAGGACAUGCCUGUUAGGGAUGUUAAGGUGUGGAACACAAUGAUGGUUGGAUACAUAGGAAAUGGGAAUGUUGAAAUUGCAGAAGGAUUGUUUCAGAAAAUGCCAGAGCAGGAUUCGGAUUCUUGGAACGAGCUGUUAAAUGGGUUGGUGGGUUGUCAAAGGAUAAAUGAUGCUGUGAGGCUCUUCACCGAUAUGCCCCAUAAGGGUCCUCGAUCAUGGAAUUCGAUCUUGUUAGGAUUGAUUAGGAGUGGGCUCGUUGAAGAAGCUCAUGGUUUCCUUGAGAAAAACCCAUUUAAUGACGCAGUUUCAUGGACAAAUGUGAUCAUUGGAUAUUUUGAAUUAGGAGAUGUUGGCACUGCAAUUAAGCUUUUUGAAUUGAUGCCUGAUAGGGAUGAGACUGCAUGGAAUGCAACAAUAUUUGAACUAGGAGAAAAUGAUCAUGGUGAGAUUGGGCUAAAAUAUUUCGUUAAAAUGAAACAGAGAGGUCCACCACCUGAUGAAGCCACUUUUACCAGUAUCCUGACCAUCAGUUCGGACUUGCCAUCCUUAGAUUUCGGGAAGCAAUCUCAUGCACAGAUAAUCAAGACAGGUUACAAUUCUUUCAUUGCGGUCUCCAAUGCAGUUGUUACAAUGUACGCUCGAUGUGGAGGUAUGCGUUCUGCUUUAUUGGAAUUCUCCUCCAUGCCAAUUCAUGAUGUCAUUUCAUGGAACUCUAUAAUAUGUGGAUUUGCUCACAAUGGAAAUGGUAUGAAAGCCCUCAAGAUGUUCAAACAGAUGAGAUCAACAGAUGUUAAGCCUGAUCAAAUAACGUUCGUUGGUGUUCUAUCAGCUUGUAGCCAUGCGGGUUUGAUAGAUCAUGGUGGAUACUAUUUUAACUUCAUGAGAUACAAGUGUUUUCUUCAGCCAACAUGUGAGCAUUAUACUUGUAUGGUUGAUUUGUUAGGGAGGUUUGGACUCAUCGAUGAUGCUGUGAGUUUCAUUGAUCAAAUGAAAGCAGAUGGAGUAGAAGUCAGCUCAAGUGUUUGGGGAGCUCUGCUUGGAGCCUGUAGGAUCCACAAGAAUGUCAAAGUGGGUGAGAUUGCCGCAGAGAAUAUUUUGGCAAUAGAACUUUGUAAUGCUGGUGUAUAUUUAAUCUUAGCUGAGAUUUAUCUCAACUGCGAAAUGAGAGAAGAUGCAGAAAGGAUUUGGACUAGGAUGAAGGGGAGAGGUGUGAAGAAGCAACCAGGGUGCAGUUGGAUUGAGGUGAACAAUGUUGUGCACAUAUUUCUUGCUGGAGAUUGUUCACACCCUGAGUUUUCUAGUGUCUGUUGUGUUCUAGAUUUACUAAAAACUGAGAUGGAAAAUGAAUUUCAAUGAAGCAAUGCUGGUUCUUUUGCUAGAGUAGUUGAUUAAUUGGGUAUGUUCUUACUGCAAAAAAAAAAGAGAGAACGAUAAGAAUAAACUGAAUCCAAAUGCAUGCAGCAGCUUGUGCCCCAUGAGACAUCAAAAUAGGUGAGUGAGAGACAGCACACUCUUUAGGAGCAGAAGACCCAUAUGGAGAGAGUUCCAGGUGGGCUUCGCUAUGCCACGUGGCAUGUCCAAUAGGGCUGUAACUUCGUGGACAAGUGGACUUCAUAGUUCUGUGCUCACCUAUUAAAUUGGAGUUGGCCAAGUGGCAAAUAAAAGAUGGAAGAAUUCAGGACUAAAAAGAGGGUGAGCAGGUAAACAUGGACAGCUGACAAAUAUAAGGAUGCAUCAUGCAGGGACAGGGUUAUUUGAUUGAAUUCAAGUCUGAAACCGGAUCCAUUUCUAAUCCAGACCAGUCCCUACAUGGCGAAUGUUUGGAAUUGCCAAUCACCUUUCCACAUGGCAGUAACCAGGGUUUAGGAAACUUUUUUUUUUCCUAUUUGGAUGGUCCACCCAAGUUCUGGAAAGGAGCAAAACCAAGAAAUAAGAGUAGAACACAGAAGAGCUUUCCAUUUUUAA